UUCCUUUCAAUUGCAUAGAACACUGAAGGAUGCAAUGCACUGUUUGGUGAAGGCAGAUGGAAUGGGUUGUAGCGGCACGACCAAGAGAUCUGCAGUAGCGACUACACUAUACGGCCUAAUUGACGACAACUGCAAAACAGGUUUAACUGGCACUUGUAACUGUUCCAUCGCCUACGCCAAGACGGACACCACAGACAAGACUAACAAAUGCACGGCCGCCAAGACAGCUACAACCUGCUUGGAAGCCAUCAAGUCAACCGAAGAAAAGGCUUGUGAUGGAUCAACUUUGACGAAAACGUAUCUGAAUGAAACCAUCACUCCCAUAGUGACAGAAGCGUGUAGCAGUGGAACCGUGAUGCUGCUCAGUGUCUGGGUCGCUGCUGCAUGUGUUCUUUCAGGAAUGAUUCAACAGUGAUAACCAGUGACACCACACGCUGUCACUCAUUCAGUGUUAUUUUGUUCUUCACUAACCAGACAUUAUAUAAACUCUGCUGAACAUUUCUAUAAACAAUAUAUAAGAAAACAACGAUCCACUGUUUAUGAUUAAAGUAAUGCAAACAUUAUAACGAACGAUUUACGUGGUGUUAAAAUAGACCACUGAAGUGAAAUAGUUUGCAGGAUAAAUUUGUUUAUAAAUAGAGUUCACACUCUGUGUAUCAUUUAAACUAGAAUCUGAUAGACUACGAUGUUUGAUACUAUUUUGUGCUGGUUAAAUUUCUUAAUGCACAAUUACAAAGAUUUUUAAGCAUGAUAUGCAGAUAUAUCUAUGAGCUGUAAUUAUUCCUAAUGUUUAAUCAAUUCAAUGUCCAGAGAAAAGGUUAUCUCAGGCCCAUAGAAGGUGGUGUUUGAAAGUUAGCCUUCCUGAUGUGCCACUCCUACGUUUUGAUGAUGAAAACACUUACUAGUAUUUCAAAUUAUGGUGAAAAUACACACACUCAUCUACAAUUCAAACAUUUAAGUAAAUUAUAACCAUCCAUUAUAUACAUUAGUCAGAAAUUUUAAUUAUUGAACAGUGUCUUUUUUCGCUAAGUAAUAUUUAUAUUUAAAGAAAAAAGAAAAAAAGGUGUAUUUCCAUCAUUAGGAAUUUUAAAUCCCACAUUUAUUUGUUCAUGACACCACACUCUCUCAUCGGAUUUGAACAUGUAUGCUGCCCAUGACUGUUAAAAUAGUAUAAUAACAUGACUGGAAGACUCUGAUUAAAACACAGUUAUUUGUAACAAUUAUGUAUGUUUUUGCUGUAUGCAACUGCUGCAGAUCCACACAGGUUUUAUCGCGCAAAUUCCUAAAUAGUAGUGUGAGACUACUUUUUAGUCAAAUGUAAUUAUCUCCCAUCAUAUUAUUGUAUAUUAUUAUUACAAAUAUUUUAAAUCAUGCAGGAUUUUAAUUUUCAGUAGUUAUAAUUUAUCCAUGUUUAUUUUCGGUAGGGCAAUAAGACUAAAGAGAAGUUUAAUUUCGAGAACUUUGUCUCAGUUUCUAGGACUUACAUCCAAAUUAAAAUAUAGAAAGCACAGAUUGCUUCCAUCUCCUCUAAAUGAAUGUUAAGGUUCUUGCGAUUGAUUUUGUUUUAUUGUUUUAUAUUUUCCAAGCAUAACUAAUCAUUGUGUGUGUUCAACUGUGUUCUAUCGACAAUAUUUUGUCAGUAUGCUGUGCUGAGUAUAUAAUAAAUGUUUGCAGUGUAUAAAAAUGCACAUUGGAUAAUUAUAAAAUCUUUUGAAACACCCAAUCUGAUAUCAUAAUUAAGAAAUGUUUCUAAUGUUUAUUUCCCCUGUAAUUGACGGUAUUUUUUUUCAGGAAUCAAACUAUUUAGCGGGAAUUUUCAGACAACAUCGAUUAUUUAAUUAUGCUAAAUAACAAGUAACUGGACAUUUUUGUAAAGGCAAAUCAUUGUCUACUUCAUUCUUCAAUAACAUUUUUCUUACAUUUUUGAUUGCCAAAGCAAAUAAAAAAAUAAAAAUAAAGCUCAUAAAAAAACCCCACCCAAAAACUGCAACACGGUCAACGGUGAAUUCGACCACCAGUUUGGAAAUGUCUUUUGAUUGAAAUACCGUGCACAUAUUUGCAGUUAUUUGUCAAAGAUAAUUUGAUUAUAUAAUUAUUUUUUAAAAUAUCCAAUUGUGCAAAAAAAACUGACUGUAUCUAAUGAUGAUAUAUGAUCGGAAAUAAAGAUAUAUUCAGACCAAA
This is a messenger RNA of Gigantopelta aegis, 2181 nucleotides long. RefSeq lists its product as uncharacterized. The transcript has 4 exons. The record is from RefSeq and is a predicted model, not a curated record. Bases 35 to 415 code for a protein of 126 amino acids. NCBI's taxonomy places the organism in Eukaryota, Metazoa, Mollusca, Gastropoda, Neomphalida, Peltospiridae.